CUACAGAGAACGGCCGAGCCCCGAUUAGGACCGCCCACAUUUGUGACAGACGUUUCUGCCAGCAAAUUGGAACGUAGCUCCAUUUUGACUGACGCAAACAGCAACCAAUUGCUCAUCUGUUUCUCAGACUGUCACUGACGACUUCAGGGAAGGGGGAGGGUCGGUAGCAACAGUUGCCCGGGUGAGGGACGGAGCGGCCAUAGCCACGGUAGUCGUGGCGACAAGAACCCCGGCAACAAGAAUCAACAACAACAACGACCAUCAGCUCGGCCCCCCACGGUCCACCUUCAACUAACAGACUGUCCGUGUCGUUAUUAUCCGUGUACAAGUCACUUCCUUGCUGGAAGGCCACUGGCCGCGCUCUGACGCUUAUAAGUGACGCCGUGCGCUUUGCUCCACUUGGGUAGCAAUGGCGACGCAGGCCUAUGUGACUGAGCUCCAGGCAGCUCCACCUGCUCCCACCCCGGGCACCACGCAGCAGUAUGUGGCGGAGCUACAGGUCACACAACCCUCCGGCGGCUCCCAGUCAGCAGGAUCCCAGACUCCCACAACACAGCAGUACAUUGUAGUUACCGUCUCUGAAGGGUCAGUGAGAGGCAGUGACGGAGAACUCAGCCCAGGGGGAACCCCGACACCCACAGCCGCAGUUCCCACACAGGUGGUACAGCAAGUGCAGGCAGCACAGCAGCGGCUGGUGGUGCAAGGCUCUCCUCAGGGCACUAAAGCAGCUCAGGUCUCCCUAACCCUACACACCGUGCAGCAGCCAGCACUCUCCCCUCCUCAUGGGGACAGCCCAUCUCUGAAGGCAGGACAAGCCCAACCAUUGCAGCUGCAUGGAACGCAACAAGAGCGAUCAGUCGUACAGGUGAAUCCUCAGAAAUCCUCCCCCGUUCAUCAGCUCACAGUCCAGGCUCUGCAGCAUGUCCAGGGGACCCCAGAGGUCCAGCAGCUGCAGCAGGUCCCAGUGCAACAUGUGUAUCCCAGCCAGGUGCAAUAUGUGGAGGGAACCGAGGCCACGUAUACUGGAGGCACCAUCCGAUCAGGGUCCUACUCGUACACUGAGACUCCCCUGUACAGUCAGGCUACCGGAUCUACUUACUACGAGUCCCAGGGAGCCACAGGGCAGGUCAGCUCUCCCACCUCAUCCCCAGCUUUGGCCAGCAGCCCGUCGUUGCCCAUGUAUGUGUCUGGGGGGCAGAUUCUCACCAACACCACCCAGUCUGCGGCCUCAGCUGGAACUGGAGCAGGUGCUAGUGGAUCAGGAACCUACGUUAUCCAGGGUGGAUUUAUCAUGGGCAGCUCUACUCAGUCCUACUCUCAUACCACACGGGCCUCUCCAGCCACGGUGCAGUGGCUGCUUGAUAACUAUGAGACGGCCGAGGGGGUGAGCCUACCCCGCAGCACUCUCUACUGCCACUACUUACUGCACUGCCAGGAGCAAAAACUGGAGCCUGUAAAUGCCGCCUCUUUUGGGAAACUUAUCCGCUCAGUCUUCAUGGGCCUGCGAACCCGCCGACUGGGCACAAGGGGGAACUCCAAGUACCACUAUUAUGGCCUGAGAAUCAAAGCCAGCUCCUCACUCCUGCGCUUGAUGGAGGAUCAGCAGCACCUCGCUAUGCGGCAGCAGCCCUUCUCCCAGAAGCAGAGGCUUAAAACUGUCCAGAAAAUGGAAGGAAUGAGUAACGGGGUAGGGGGCUCCCAACAGCAGACUCCUGGUCUGUCCGACAUCAGUUCUCAGGUGCAGCAGUACCAGCAGUUCUUAGAUGCCUCAAAGACCCUUCCAGAAUUCGCAGAGAUGGAUUUGCAGGGGAAGCCCCUCCCUGAUGAUAUUACACUGGCCAAUGUGAAAGCUUUCCAGCUGCUGUACAGGGAGCACUGCGAGGCUAUAGUGGAUGUAGUUGUGAAUUUGCAGUUUACCCUGGUGGAGACCCUGUGGAAAACCUUCUGGAGGUUCAACCAAGGGCAGCACAGCGAUAGCACCAUAGACGAUGAAGCAGAGAAGCGUCUGCCCAAGGACUGCCUGGUGCUGCUCUCCAAGUAUGAGCCUUUGCUUAAAUGGAGCAGAGACUGUGAUCACCUCCUGUAUCAGGUUCUGGUGGAGACACUCAUACCCGAUGUACUGCGCCCCAUACCAAGUGCCCUGACACAAGCCAUCCGCAACUUUGCCAAGAGUCUGGAGAGCUGGUUAACCAGCGCAAUGAUGAACAUACCUGAAGAAAUGGUGCGGAUUAAGGCUGGCGCUGCGAGUGCCUUUGCCCAGACUCUGCGUCGAUACACGUCUCUGAAUCACCUGGCGCAGGCUGCUCGUGCCGUGCUGCAGAACACCGCUCAGAUCAACCAAAUGCUCAGCGACCUCAACCGAGUGGACUUCACCAACGUGCAGGAACAAGCCUCCUGGGUGUGUCGCUGUGCAGACCGGGUGGUACAGAGGCUGGAGCAGGAUUUCAAGCUGACACUUCAGCAGCAGAGCUCCCUCGAGCAGUGGGCCGACUGGUUGGAUAGUGUUGUCUCCCAGGUGCUGAAACCUUAUCAGGGGAGCCCGGGAUUUCCCAAAGCAGCGAAACUCUUCCUGCUCAAGUGGUCCUUCUACAGCUCAAUGGUUAUAAGGGACCUGACCCUCCGCAGCGCCGCCAGUUUUGGAUCUUUUCAUCUGAUUCGACUGUUGUACGACGAGUACAUGUACUACCUGAUAGAGCACCGCGUGGCCCAGGCUCGGGGGGAGACGCCUAUCGCUGUCAUGGGAGAGUUUGCAAACCCAGGAAGCACCUUGCGCUCGCUGGACCAAGACAAAGAGGAAGAAGAGGAGGAGGAUGAUGAGAGUGAUGAAGAUCUGGCUCAUGAGCUGCCCCUCACCUUGAACGACCCCUCCAUCACUUUGGGCUCUGACUCGCUAGAGCCUCCCGCUAAGCUCGCAAGGAGCGACUCCCAAGGGAUCUUUGUACAGUUGCCUCCGACCUCCUAAUCAGCCAAUCAGCAGCUAAGCCUUGUGGUUGUGGGGGGUCAGGGAGUUGGCUUGUUUCAUCUGUCGCACACUCAAGGGCUGUCUCUCAUUGUCUUGCCUGUGUGGUCACAUUGUGCCAAUCUCAUUGUGUGUUUGUGUAGAUGCAGAACUAUACACACACGUUGUACUGGCACAGACGCUGCAACCUAUGGAUUGUGUAUAAUAUACAUCAGUGGGACUGUGUCUGUAGCAAACCUCGCUCUCCAUGUCUAUGAAAUAUAUAUGUGUGUGACUAUAUGCAGAAAUCUAUAUAGAAUGUGUGUGUGACUUUAGAGCACAAAUCAGUCUCUGCCACAUCUCGUGGGUUGGCCCAGUUUGCCCGUGUCACCAGCAUUGUGCCAUUGUUAUAUUCACUGGGCCCAGUCCAAAUGCCGGGGCUGCUUGGACCACCUGCUGCCAAAUCUCAACUCACUCCGCGGGGAUUGAACCAAUCGGAUCCUGCGGAGCAACAAUACGUCGGCCUUGUCCAAUGCCUUAACCAGACUCCAGUCCCGCCCCUGCGACUCCGCCGCCGUUUGUUUCCCCUCGGAGGAAAUCGUUCAUAUGUAUUCGGCUUGUUGUGAUGUUGCCGUGGAAACGGCUGUGACUCCCGCAUUGUGGCCUUACCUGUCUGUGUCCAGCCUGUCAUAUAAUGAUCUGUAGUGAAUGGAGGAAUCCUUCUGUAUUUUGUAUGAAUGAAACAUCUGUGAAGCUUCGUUUUGUGUCAGCUCUUUGGGACAGAGGGAAGGUGAGCGGAGGAGGAAGAGGACAGAUGGGAGGAGCCUGAGCAAAAGCUUUUCUAACUUUUUGUAGUUAUUUCUUAAAUACAAAAUAAAUUUUGCUGUUAUGUACAA
This is a messenger RNA of Xenopus laevis (African clawed frog), 3834 nucleotides long. It is a transcript of the gene rfx1.S, whose product is annotated as regulatory factor X1 S homeolog. Gene Ontology annotation, cellular component: nucleus. Gene Ontology annotation, biological process: DNA-templated transcription; regulation of DNA-templated transcription; regulation of transcription by RNA polymerase II. The record is from RefSeq and is a predicted model, not a curated record. NCBI's taxonomy places the organism in Eukaryota, Metazoa, Chordata, Amphibia, Anura, Pipidae. The transcript is spliced from 20 exons. Gene Ontology annotation, molecular function: RNA polymerase II cis-regulatory region sequence-specific DNA binding; DNA binding; DNA-binding transcription factor activity, RNA polymerase II-specific. Bases 410 to 2962 code for a protein of 850 amino acids.